Diospyros lotus (date-plum) is the source of this 3042-nucleotide messenger RNA. Its product is annotated as protein phosphatase 2C 29-like. Bases 177 to 2534 code for a protein of 785 amino acids. Gene Ontology annotation, molecular function: protein serine/threonine phosphatase activity. The record is from RefSeq and is a predicted model, not a curated record. The transcript is spliced from 4 exons. Gene Ontology annotation, biological process: protein dephosphorylation. NCBI's taxonomy places the organism in Eukaryota, Viridiplantae, Streptophyta, Magnoliopsida, Ericales, Ebenaceae.
UAAAGUCUUCCCUCUCUAUCUUAUUUGACUGCUCUGCUUCUCUCUCUACUCUUUCUUUGUAUAUACUCUCUCUCUCUCUCUCUCUUUCUUUCUCUCUCUCUGUAUAGGCGGAAAACGAGUAUCCGAUUGUUUGUUUUUUUUGAUCUUUGUGUGAUGUUGAUUUGUAAUCAAAUGUGAUGGGGAGUGGUUUCUCGCAGCUGUUCCCGUGCUUCAAUCCGGCAGGGAGCCGGACCGGGGACGGCCAGCCGGAGGUGAUCUUCACGGCGUCGGAGCCGCUCGACGAAACCCUAGGUCACUCAUUCUGUUACGUCCGGUCCUCGGCGCGCUUCCUCUCGCCAACGCCGUCGGAUCGGUUCGUGUCGCCUACUCAUUCCCUGCGGUUAUCGCCGUCUCACGAACCGCCGGGGAAGGCCAGGGUUGGCGGCGGUUUUCCCGAGACCGGGUUCAAGGCCAUCUCCGGCGCCUCGGUAAGUGCGAACACUUCGACUCCCAGAACGGUCCUCCAUGUGGACAACAUUUACGACGAUGCCACUGAGUCUCUUGGCGGUCUUGGCGUGAGGUCCAGUAUAGUGAAUGGAUUCGAGAGUACGUCGUCGUUUAGUGCCUUGCCUCUUCAACCGGUGCCACGCGGCUCCUGCGGCGGAGGCGAACCGUCCGGUCCGAUGGAGAGAACGUUCUUCAUGUCCGGUCCGAUAGAGCGCGGGGCUGUGUCCGGGCCGCUCGAAGGGACCGGCGGCUCGGAUGGUGGCCAGGUGCCCUUCUCGGCGCCGCUUGGUGGCGUUUACGUGAAAAAGAGGAGGAAGAAGGGCAUUCCGGGAAUUAGGAAAGCCAUCUCUAGGAGCUUUUCGGAGAAGAAGCGACCGUGGGUGGUGCCAGUUCGGAACUUCGUCGGCAGAAAGGAUGGUCCGGCGGCCGGGGAGGGUGUUGAUUCGUAUGCGAAGGCGGAGAGUAACGUCCAGUGGGCUUUGGGGAAAGCAGGCGAGGAUCGGGUACAUGUGGUCAUUUCGGAAGAGCAUGGAUGGCUGUUUGUGGGGAUUUAUGAUGGGUUUAACGGCCCUGAUGCGCCUGAAUUCUUGAUGGGUAACCUCUACAAAGCAGUUUACAAUGAAUUAGAAGGUUUAUUCUGGGAUUCGGAGGAAGCUUGUCAACAAGAGGGCUUAAAUGUGGCUACCGAUAAUGCGGUAAUUACUGGGGUUCCACACCCUUUAAAGGAAGGCUCUAGUGGAGUGAUUUUGAGUGAUGGGGAAGCACAAAUUAGUAGAUGCGGAUCUAUUCAAUCUCAAUCGGAUCGAGGAUCGGUAAAGAAAGUAACAUUUCAAGCUGAACAGACCGGGGUUAGACGGAGAAGAUUAUGGGAAUUUCUUGCUGAAGAUGAUCCAGAAGACGGGCUUGAUCUUUCGGGUUCGGAUAGGUUUGCAUUUUCUGUUGAUGAUGCUCUUAGUGUGAGCAAUGCCGGUUCCGCAGUAAGUAGGCGUUCUCUGUUGUUGUCAAAAUUGAAACAUGGGUUGAUUAAGCAUAAAGAUAGUGGGAAAUUGUUUCCGUGGAGGUUUUGGUUGGAAGGCAAAGAGAAAACUUCAGCUGAGAAUAGAUUAGAGGAGAGAACUAGCAGAAGUGGUAGGAAGCGCAAGGUUGGUCCUGUUGAUCAUGACUCGGUUUUGAGGGCAAUGUCACGCGCUCUUGAAAUUACCGAGCUUGGGUAUUUGGAUAUGACGGACAAAUUUCUUGAUCAGAAUCCAGAGCUUGCCUUGAUGGGUUCAUGUUUAUUAGUUGUGUUGAUGAGAGAUGAGGAUGUCUAUGUCAUGAACGUUGGAGAUAGUAGGGCUAUUGUGGCACAACAUGAACCUGAAGAAAUCAGUACGAGUGUAGGGUCAAAUGGGCUCGUGGAUAAUGCAUCAAAUGCAGAGGACAUAGUUGAGGAGUCUGCAGAUGCUGCUGAGGUGGCGAAUAAGGUGAGAAAUGAGGCUUCUACAGAAAUUAUGAGGUUAUCUGCAUUGCAGUUGUCCACGGAUCAUAGCACAAGCAUUGAAGAAGAAGUUAUAAGAAUCAAGAGUGAACAUCCAGAUGACAGCCACUGUAUUGUCAAUGAUAGAGUAAAAGGCCGUCUUAAAGUUACUCGUGCAUUUGGGGCUGGGUUUCUUAAACAGCCCAAGUGGAAUGAUCCAUUAUUGGAAAUGUUUCGCAAUGAAUAUAUUGGUACUGCGCCCUACAUAUCUUGUUCGCCUUCUCUAUGUCACCACAAACUUUGUCCAAGAGAUCAAUUCUUAGUCCUCUCAUCUGAUGGCUUGUAUCAGUACUUGAGUAAUCAAGAAGUUGUUUCUCAUGUUGAGAGUUUUAUGGAGAAGUUUCCAGAUGGAGACCCUGCACAACACUUAAUAGAGGAGCUUCUUUUGCGGGCAGCCAAGAAAGCUGGAAUGGAUUUCCAUGAGUUGCUGGACAUCCCUCAAGGUGAUCGUAGGAAAUAUCAUGAUGAUGUUACCGUGAUGAUAAUAUCACUCGAAGGAAGAAUUUGGAAGUCCUCUGGAAAAUAUGUUUGAGAUCUUCAAUCCAUGAAUCACCUGGCUAGUGACUUCGUCUGUACAAAAGUGAAGUUGCAGCUGUAGCUGCGAGCUGAGACAGUUGCCGGCAAGUAUGGAAGCGAUUCCGACCCUCUUUUCAUGGGGCCAUGAGGAGGAUUCUUUGAUCUCACAUCAUAAGCGCACAAUUAAAAGGGGGAACCCCACAUGAUGAUAGUGACAAAGGCUAAUGUUAGCUAUUAGUCAAACUCAAAAAGUGCAUGCAACAUAUAGAGAUGAGGAAAAAGAAAAAAAGAAUUUUGUAGGUGGGAUUGAUGGGAACAUUGAUCUUUGGCAAAAAGAUCCCUUUUACCUUUUCUUUCUUUUCUUUUCAAUUUUAAGAUUUAGCAUAGAUGGAGGCUCUUUGAUUCAUUUGUAUCUCUUCCUUCCUUUCUAUAGCAAAAAGAUGUAAUUCCAUGGGGGUUUAGAUUUCCUUCUGAAUUGGGCAUUUUCCUUUGUCAAAGAUGAGCGUGGCUAAUUUUCUUGGGGA